AUGAGGAGCAGUAUCUCGUUCCGAGAUGGAAAUUGGCAAAAGAUUAUUUUAAAACAUGGAGAAGCAUUGUGGUAUAAGGUCAAGGACAAAUUUGAAGUUUGUGAUGGACUGAGAGAGCAUAAGUUACAAGGCUUUGUGAUAAGCACUAUGCAAAGACUCUUUAGAGCUUGGAGAGCUCGAUUGCAUAACUGUUACUCUGCCUAUAGUACCGAUGAAGACAGAUUGUUGCAUCGUCCUGAGGAUGUUGAGUUGGAGGAUUGGAAAUACCUAGUUAAGUAUUUUGGCAGUGAAAAAUUCAAGGUUGUCAGUGAGAGAAACAGAAAAAAUAGAGAAGAACAAAUAACUAAGCAUUCUUGUGGUACAAGAUCAUUUGCAGAAGUAGAGGAAUCUACGAGAAAUCCUGAAUCGGGAGAAAAAGACACACCAGAUAAAGUUUGGGAGAUUCAACACACACGUAAAAAUACUAAUAGAGAACGUGAAUGGUUGGAUCCACAAUCACAACAGAUUCAUGGUCAGCUCCAACAUCUUGUUGUUGAACAACAAUCUGAAGAGAUCGAGCAUCACAUGACUAGGGAUGAUAUCUUAUCUUCAGUUCUUGGUGAGAGAUCAGGCUAUGUUCGAGGGAAUGGAUACGGAAAGAAACCUCCUAAAAAGACUCAAAUACAGCAGGCAGACAUAGAGGCUAGUGUGUCUUCAACGAUGGAAAGUAUGCGUCAAGAGAUGCAAGCUGAUAUGGAUAGAAAAUUUGCAAAAAAAUUUGGAAGAGGAGCGUGA
Solanum tuberosum (potato) is the source of this 774-nucleotide messenger RNA. RefSeq lists its product as uncharacterized. Bases 1 to 774 code for a protein of 257 amino acids. Lineage: Eukaryota; Viridiplantae; Streptophyta; Magnoliopsida; Solanales; Solanaceae. The record is from RefSeq and is a predicted model, not a curated record. The transcript has 6 exons.